Molecule: messenger RNA, 819 nt
Organism: Zingiber officinale
Lineage: Eukaryota; Viridiplantae; Streptophyta; Magnoliopsida; Zingiberales; Zingiberaceae
Product: EPIDERMAL PATTERNING FACTOR-like protein 2
Exons: 2
Coding region: 43-462 (139 amino acids)
Biological process (GO): guard cell differentiation; stomatal complex development
Source: RefSeq, a predicted model, not a curated record
UAUAUAUAAACAAUCUUAUGCACGGUCCAGAGAUAGACAAUAAUGUCUCUCUUUUGCUACAGCAUCCUCUCCCUGUUCCUCCUCUUCGCCUCCGUCCAUUCUGCGCGAAGGACACAAGGUAGAGCCUUGCUUGAGCCUCGGGAGGCUGCCAAGGGACAGGAAGAAGAGGGCGGCGGCAGCGUCGCGUCAGCAAGCUGUUCAGACUGUGUGAUGGACGGUGUGUUUGAUCAGGGACAAGGAGAGGAGGGCGGCGGCAGCGUCGCAGCGGCAAUGAUUGGGUCGAGGCCGCCACGGUGCGAAGGGAGGUGCCUCAGCUGCGGCCCGUGCGAGGCGGUUCAGGUGCCAGCGAUCCCACAGGAUAUAACUCCGGCGGCAGUGAGCUCCAGGGGCGAUGAAGGCAGCUCCAUUUACAAGCCUCUGAGCUGGAAGUGCAAGUGCGGAGGCAUGAUCUUAAAUCCAUGAGCGCUACCUUAAAUUGUUUCAAUCUCGUGUAUAGAUACUGAAGUAGUGGAACAGUGGGAGUUCAUCUUUUGGUUGAAAAUUUUGCUCUAUUUCGAUGCAACUGUUGAACCAAAGUGGACAAAAUGGAAACUUGCACAAGCUUUGCAGCUCCAUGAAAGGUCAUGUCCGAGUGAUUUGAUACAAUGCAUUCACAGCACUCUGUCCAAAACAUAUAUCUACUAAAGGUGCAAUAAGGACAAAAAAAAAAAAAAAAGUUAAAAUGCUGAACACAAAAAAAAAUACUGAAUUCAUUCUCCAACCUUGUUCGAGUUACAAUAUCUUUAAGAGCACAAGAAAGUUCGAUGUCUUACAGCAAAA